This is a messenger RNA of Oncorhynchus nerka (sockeye salmon), 1132 nucleotides long. It is a transcript of the gene nsl1, whose product is annotated as NSL1 component of MIS12 kinetochore complex. The record is from RefSeq and is a predicted model, not a curated record. NCBI's taxonomy places the organism in Eukaryota, Metazoa, Chordata, Actinopteri, Salmoniformes, Salmonidae. Gene Ontology annotation, biological process: mitotic sister chromatid segregation. Gene Ontology annotation, cellular component: kinetochore; MIS12/MIND type complex. The transcript has 6 exons. Bases 42 to 779 code for a protein of 245 amino acids.
UCCGGUCAUUGCAGAAUCUUUUCAAAAAUUUGGCGCAAAAGAUGGAGAUCUGCUUGAAUGAAGAGGAAGAAUAUAGGGUGAAGUUUACGUCGAAAAAAAAUGUGGUCGAACAAAUUAAGAAAUACAAAGAACUACUGAAGAAGGUAUUGAAUGGCCAACCUCAGCUAUCCGAGGAAGCCAAGCAACUGUUACAAGAAGAGUUGCUGGCGAACUUCGAGACUGCUGUUCAAGAAAACGUGUUGAUCAAUAAUCAGACGUGGGAGGAGGCUCCUGAUGAAGAGGAAGAUGAAUGCAGUGCACUUGACGACCUGCUGGAUGAGAACAUUGUGGGAACUUCUCGGAAACGACGUAAAGGUCCUAAAGAGAUCCUCCCCUAUGUCGUACGGUCACUAAAGGCGGAGCGUAAACUCAUGGGAAUGUAUGAAGAAGUAGUGAAGCCACAAGAAAUGGGAAAGGACCCAGUACAAGAAACCAUCAUGGCCACUUUAUUGGAUGCUGCACCUCGUAUGUUUAAGCAAGCCAGCGCAGUAAUGAAGUCUCUCCAGGUAGUGCAGCAGAGGGCCGAGGGCCUGGGACAGGUGCUGAACAUGUGUCCCACAGCGGAGUCCCUGGAGGUGUUCAGGGAGGUGAUGGGCAGCAGGCCCAAUGGAGAGGAAAAGAGAGCUAGUAGGACCAGACCACCCAUCAGGAGAGCCAUGGAGCAAACAGAGCUCAGAAACAACUAUGCUCCUGGUCUAAAGAGGCCAGCCAUUUGUAACAGCAAUGACAACCCUGAGUGAAAUAUAUGCCACAUAAAUGCUUCCUGAUCAUGGAACAUGUACUCUUAUUUGUGAUUGGAAGGAUGCAAUACUGUAGUACUCCCCACAGUGAUAAGGCCUAUGUUUGCAGCAGUCUGUGAUACAAUACUGCCCUCACAUGAUGGAUAAUGGGAAAUGCACCCAAUAGUAGUGUACAUUGUUUUUAUACUGUAUAUUUAAAUGGCUUUAGAAGAGAAAAUAUAUAUUUUUGCUUGUGUGUUCUUUUUUUCCCCUUUGCCGUUUGGCAUUUGUCACAGUUGAAAACGCACAGGUUGUAGGCUUAUGUGAAUAAAGGCUACUUAAACAAGCUGUAACAGCCAGGUUUAAAGGUCCAA